Molecule: messenger RNA, 1726 nt
Organism: Beta vulgaris subsp. vulgaris (sugar beet)
Lineage: Eukaryota; Viridiplantae; Streptophyta; Magnoliopsida; Caryophyllales; Amaranthaceae
Exons: 4
Coding region: 86-421 (111 amino acids)
Source: RefSeq, a predicted model, not a curated record
UUCCCGGCUUUUUUCCCCAAAGUAAAACAAAAACACAUUUUCUCUCUGUAAAACUCUCUCUCAUUUCUCUGAUCAAUCGUCAACAAUGGCGUUUUCGGAGCAAGCAAUUGUAGCUUCACCACCUCAAAUGGAGCAAUCGAUUGUUGAUUCUCACUUUUCCUCCGUCCUUUACGAUCUUUCGCAGCAAGUGCAAGGAGCAAUGGAAGACAUGCUUAAGAUGAUCAGCGAAAUUGAUGUACAAUCUGCUGAAGUAACUGAAGAAAUGGAGAGGUGCAAAGAAUAUGCUCUUGAGAGGAGGAAGGCGAUUGAGGAAGAGAAGGAAUGUUUCCAGAAAGCUGCUUAUGCUGUUCUAGACGUGCUGAAUGUAAGAGAGGGCAAACAAGAUGAUCAGAUGUUUCUGGAAAAUGGGUCUGAAUACUGAAGCAGAUUUGCCUUAAGUGGAUACAAUUGGUGCAGCUGCUGAAAGUUUGACAUUUGCUUGGUAAGGUUGUGAGCGUUGUCUUGAACUAUGAGAUCAUACAAAUGAGUCGUAUAAAUGAUUGUGCCAUUAAUCAAUUUACCAUCCUAUAUGCUUACAACAACUUCUGCCUAAUUGUAUCCAAUUCUACAAGAAUUAGGAUAUGAAACUCAUUAGUGAUGCUGGAUUGCUGCUACCAGCAAAGAGAAGUUAAGAGUUCUAAACUAUUGUUGUUUGCUACUGCUUCGUUUUCCAUGAAUCACAGAACUUCCCAAUUACUUCCUCCGUCCCAAUUUAGUUGCUACAUUUUGACCAUAGACCCUAUUCACGUCAUAACUUUGACUAUCUUUUACUCCAUAUACAUAAGAAAAACCAUAGUCAUGUUGGAUCUUCUUUGAUUCGUCCCAAUUUGUGUUUUCCAAAUAUAUAUAAUUUUUAUAAUUUUUUCAUAUAUGCAACUCAAUAUUUGGUGUUUGAAGUUGCAUCUCAUAAACUGUGAUAAAACAAAUGUAGCAACUAAAUUGGAACAGUACAUUUUCAAAGCUUAAAUUAUACUGUCAACCAAUAUACUUGGAAAAAAGAUAUUAGAGUGUAACACCAUAUUACAUUAUCAUCUCAUUUGGUACGCAUCAUUGUUUUUAAGAGUAUACAAGCGCUUGUACCCUAGCACAAAUGUAAACAAGGGAUGGUCAAAACUCUGUUGUUACAACGCCAAACUAGCUCAUUAUGUAUAUACAACUUCUGUUCCCCUUCCCCCACCCUUCGGCCUAGUCUAACAACAUAAGCCUCAACAGCUACAGAAUAGCGGAGUAUAUCAUUGCCAAUGCCGGGUAUGUACAAGCUCAAAACAUUUUAUACAAAAAUUGGCGUAUACUAUGCUCCAAAAUGUACAUCUGAUACUCUUCAAAAGAUUUAGAUCAGGUUGCAAGAAAACCAGUGCUUUAAAACUGUAUUCCUAUUUAUUUUUUUACCAAGUAGAGGUAAAACUUGUUGCUUGUAUGCUCUAUCAAUCUCAAUCCGCAGUAGAUUGUUAUUGUUUGGUACGAGGUGAACCCUGCUACUGCUGAAAGACAUGCCAAGUCAGAACUGCAAUUUGUCUGUUGAAGUGUUGUAUUGUAGAUGAAACACAUCAUCUGUAUUAGAGGCAUCAAUUUCGUUCUCAUCAAGAAUACGAUGCCUGACAUCACCGUGUUCUCUCAUGGGCGUAAUUGGAAGCGCGAAAUGAAUAUAUAACUUUAAGCCAAGUGCUGUCAUCUCAGUCCAGUGUAA